GUCACGGUCGUUGUCGCGAAUGUCGGGAGUUGGCGCUGGUUAAGAGGCCGCGCCCACAGAAGCGAAUGAUUAUUACUACAUUCUGGAGAGCAAGGUCGUCGACAUCUGCAGCACUUCGUAUUUCAGGAAUAUCCUGUCCCCCCCCCCCCCUCUCCCCUCCCUUUGUCAGAGAGCAUGACUCAGGAGACCAAUCAGACGCAAGUGCCAAUGCUUUGCACUAUGGGCUGUGGUUUCUAUGGUAAUCCCCGCACCAACGGCAUGUGCUCAGUCUGCUACAAGGAACACCUGCAGAGACAACGGGGCGUGGGCCGUUCCAACCCCCCAGGUGAGAAAGGCUCGGUUGCUUCAUCGCCAGUGGGGUCCCUGGGAGCAGCUGUUGUGUCGGUGAAGCGCCAGACAGCGGAACCCAGCGCGGAAGGGGUCACUCUGCCCGAGGAAAGGACAUCCAGUCCCAGCUCCCCCAGCCCAGUAACCCAGAAAAUGACAGCCAUGAGUAUCUCCCAGGAUACUGGAGCCACUGACUCAGACCAGGCUAAUGGGGAAGAGGAGGGGACAUCCAAAAACACAGAGCCAGUGGGUGAGGCAGACCAGACCUUGUCUGAUGGUGAUCAGACCCCUGAAAAAAAUAAGAAGAACCGAUGCUUCACUUGCCGGAAGAAAGUGGGCCUCACAGGCUUCGCUUGUCGCUGUGGUAACCUGUUCUGCGCCAUUCACCGCUACUCUGACAAACAUGACUGUCCUUACGACUAUCGAGGUGCUGCCGCAGCACGCAUACGCAAGGAGAACCCUAUCGUGGUGGCUGAGAAGAUCCAGAAGUUAUGAGGACUGAGUAGAAAGGUCUGAUGUGCAAAUUGUGGAACAAUGGCGGCAUGGAAUAAUACCAGAUAAAAUUGUUUCAUGGUAGGAUAAGGUGGGUGGGGUGGCGGUGUCACAGCCCCUGCCCAGCCACUUCCUUUAACAUCUCCCUCUCUCUCCUAGGGUGACCGCUUGAGUGUGAAUGCCUGUGGUGAGAUGGUCUGUGUGUGCAGUAUGGUUUGGUGGGCAUUGGAAGUCUACUGUGGGGAAGGAAGACAUUUCAUUCUUAACCUUUUUAUUGUUUCUUAACUUGGGGGGACUUGAGUUAGUUUUUAUAUUACCCCCGUGUGGUGGUUAAAAUGAGCCAGAAGUAACAUGUUGAAGAGCAUGCUUACAUCUCCGAUAAGGACAUCAGGAGGUCAAGUUAAGAUCCAUGCUGGGAGUUUCUGUGUAUCAGCAAUAUCUUUUGAGGGCUAGAGAUUAAUUUACUCCCAGAGAAAAACCCUUGUCCAGUUUCUGACAAAUGGGCCUUUUUGUUGUAACUUUUCUUUCCCUUCUGACCCUUAGAUGAAUAGUUCACAUGUUAAAAAUGUUUCAAGAAAUGUUCUUUGACUUACUGAUAUUGGGUGCAUGAAAGAGCCUCGAUAUGUGUGGUUGAGAUUGUUUUUAUGAGUGUAUGACGUCAGAUCUAUAUUAAUAUAUUGUCCUUAGCUUGAAGUUUUUUUGAAUAUUGAAUUUUUUAAUAUAAUUUGGUUGUUUGUACUGGAGGAUUGGCAGCAUGUCAGAAAAUCACUUGUUUUGUACUGAACCUUUCAAUGAUAUUUGAGCAUUUCCAUCUGAUUUAUGUAACCAUUUAAAAAAUACAACUUCUGAUAUGUGAUGGAGUAGAGUCCUGUUAAUAUGUUCAGAUUAGGACGUUGCAGAAAAUUCAAUUUAUGGAAUCAAAGCACAACAAUUAAAGUUAACUGCAGAGCAUAAGACAUUGAAUGUGCAAGUUAACUUACUCAGUUGUUUUCUUCAGCAUCCGGGUCUUUAUACACUGCUCAAAAAAAUAAAGGGAACACUAAAAUAACACAUCCUAGAUCUGAAUGAAUGAAAUAUUCUUAUUAAGUACUUUUUUCUUUACAUAGUUGAAUGUGCUGACACAAAUUAUCAAUGGAAAUCAAAUUUAUCAACCCAUGGAGGUCUGGAUUUGGAGUCACACUCAAAAUUAAAGUGGAAAACAACACUACAGGCUGAUCCAACUUUAAUGUAAUGUCCUUAAAACAAGUCAAAAUGAGGCUCAGUAGUGUGUGUGGCCUCCACGUGCCUGUAUGACCUCCUUACAAGGCCUGGGCAUGCUCCUGAUGAGGUGGCGGAUGGUCUCCUGAGGGAUCUCCUCCCAGACCUGGACUAAAGCAUCCGCCAACUCCUGGACAGUCUGUGGUGCAACAUGGCGUUGAUGGAUGGAGCGAGACAUGAUGUGCUCAAUUGGAUUCAGGUCUGGGGAAUGGGCGGGCCAGUCCAUAGCAUCAAUGCCUUCCUCUUGCAGGAACUUCUGACACACUCCAACCAAAUCAGGUCUAGCAUUGUCUUGCAGUAGGAGGAACCCAGGGCCAACCGCACCAGCAUAUGGUCUCACAAGGGGUCUGAGGAUCUCAUCUCAGUACCUAAUGGCAGUCAGGCUACCUCUGGCGAGCACAUGGAGGGCUGUGCGGCCCCCCAAAGAAAUGCCACCCCACACCAUGACUGACCCACCGCCAAACCGGUCCUGCUGGAGGAUGUUGCAGGCAGCAGAACGUUCUCCACGGCGUCUCCAGACUCAUGUCACUUCUGUCACGUGCUCAGUGUGAAUCUGCUUUCAUCUGUGAAGAGCACAGGGCGCCAGUGGCGAAUUUGCCAAUCUUGGUGUUCUCUGGCAAAUGCCAAACGUCCUGCACGGUGUUGGGCUGUAAGCACAACCCCCUCCUGUGGACGUCGGGACCUCAUACCACCCUCAUGGAGUCUGUUUCUGAUUGUGUGAGCAGACACAUGCACAUUUGUGGCCUGCUGGAGGUCAUUUUGCAGGGCUCUGGCAGUGCUCCUCCUGCUCCUCCUUGCACAAAGGCGGAGGUAGCGGUCCUGCUGCUGGGUUGUUGCCCUCCUACGACCUGCUCCACGUCUCCUGAUGUACUGGCCUGUCUCCUGGUAGCGCCUCCAUGCUCUGGACACUACGCUGACAGACACAGCAAACCUUCUUGCCACACCUCGCAUUGAUGUGCCAUCCUGGAUGAGCUGCACUACCUGAGCCACUUGUGUGGGUUGUAGACUCCAUCUCAUGCUACCACUAGAGUGAGAGCACCGCCAGCAUUCAAAAGUAACCAAAACAUCAGCCAGGAAGCAUAGGAAAGGAGAAGUGGUCUGUGGUCACCACCUGCAGAACCACUCCUUUAUUGGGGGUGUCUUGCUAAUUGCCUAUAAUUUCCACCUGUUGUCUAUUCCAUUUGCACAACAGCAUGUGAAAUUUAUUGUCAGUGUUGCUUCCUAAGUGGACAGUUUGAUUUCACAGAAGUGUGAUUGACUUGGAGUUACAUUGUGUUGUUUAAGUGUUCCCUUUAUUUUUUUGAGCAGUGUAGUUUAGCUUGAUCUCUCUCUCUCUGCAGGUUUGCUACUGAGAAUAAAGCAUGUUCUGCCAGUCCAGGCAGGACAUAAUUUAGUGUUUUCCUUGAACGCCCUCUUCUGUUCCAUAAAGCCAACAGUGAACCACAUUGUUCCCUAACCACCAGCAGACCACUGAUAUAUGCUGAAUGAUAACAGAACUGGUUGGCAAUUAGUCCAAGAAUUUGUAUAUGUGUGUGUACUAAUGUUUUCAUAACUACCCUAAAGAAAGAACUGGCGUGGCACUGCUUUCUUUUCCUUGUAUUUUCUUUCACCCACAGGUAAUUCCUGUGUCUUUGAACAGGGGGUGGAAUUUUAGUCAUAGGGCUAAAAUCACUCUGGAUGACAUUUAUUCUAAAGUGUCAUUCUAGGUUGCUUUCCUGUUCCUCCUGACUGCCCACAUUCGGUGAAUCAUUAGACAGACAGACACAACCCUUAGUACCAGUAAUUUGGACAUGUCUCAAUCCUCGGCCAAGGGCCUUCGUGUACCUGUGGUUGUUUUCAGGAUUGGUCACACUAGUUUGGUUCCAAAUAAUUAGUGGCAGUUUUGCAUUUUUAGGUGAAUCAAACGUUUCAUAGCGAAUGUCAUUGAAAAAGAGUUGUGUAGAAAAAAGCAAAUACUGAAAAACGUCACGUGUGACACCUGGCAAAACAACGGGGCCCUUUUGAGAGAAAGUCUGAAUUGAAUGAGCUCUCUUAUAUGAACAGGAAAACAUCGGGACUUGACGCCAGGCACCACAGGUUGAAAUUACAUUUUUGCAUCUACUGAUUGAGAUUUGUUGGUAUUUUUGGUCCAUUUAUUAUUUGUAUUUUCACAAAGUAAACUAUUUCAAACUUGCUGAAAACUUAUAAUUUCUUUAGUUUGUCUUACUACUGUUAUUAAUUUUAAACACAAAUGAACACGCAUCAUUAAUUUCUAAGCCCAUUUCAUAAGAGAUUUACAAACUGGACUUUCAAGGGCUGUAAAUUGUGUAUUUGUUGUGUAUUUGCCUUUAACUGUCAUUUCCCAAAAGUCACUUUUCCCACACGCCAACAAAUUUCUCAGCUUCAGAAGCAUCUGCGUUCACCAAAUGUUGUGUGGUUAUCCUUAGAUACAUUACAUGACCAAAGAUAUGUGGGUACUUGCUCUGCGAAUAUCUCAUUCCAAAAUUAUGGGCAUUAAUAUGGAGUUGGUCCUCUCUUUGCUGCUAUAACAGCCUCCACUCGUCUGGGAAGGCUUUCCACUUGAUGUUGGAACAUUGCUGCAGGGACUUGCUACCAUUGUGAGGUCAGACACUGAUGUUGGGCGAUUAGGCCUGGCCCGCAGUUGGCAUUCCAAUUCAUCCCAAAGGUGUUGGAUGGGGUUGAGGUCAGGGCUCUUUGCAGUGAAGUUCUUCCACCCUGAUCUUGACAAACCAUUUCUGUAUGGACCUCGCAUUGUGCACGGAGGCAUUGUCAUGCUCAAACAGGAAAGGGUCUUCCCCAAACUGUUGCCACAAAGUUGGAAGCACAGAAUUGUCUAGAAUAUAAUUGUAUGCUGUAGCAUUAAUUUCCCUUCACUGGGAAACAUGAAAAACAGCCCCAGACAAUUAUUCAUCCACCAACCAUUCCUGUUGGCACUAUACAUUGGGGCAAGUAGUGUUCUCCUGGCAUCUGUCAAACUUAGAUUCGUCCAUCGGACUGCCAGAUGGUGAAGCGUGAUUCAUCACGCCAGAGAACGCGCUUCCAAUGGCAGCGAGCUUUACACCACUCCGGCCGACGCUUGGGAUUGCACAUGGUGAUCUUAGGCUUGUGUUUGGUUGCUCGCCCAUGGAAACCCAUUUCAUGAAGCUCCCGACUAACAGUUGUGCUGAAGUUGCUUCCAGAGGCUGUUUAGAAUUCAGUAUUGAGUUUCGCAACCGUGGACAGACGAUUUUUUAUGAGCUUCAGCACUCGACGGUCCUGUUCUGUGAGCUUGUAUGGCCUACCACUUCACGGCUGAGCAGUUGUUGCUCCUAGACGUUUCCACUUCACAAUGACAGCACUUACAGUUGACCAGGGCAGAAAUUUGACAAACUGACUUGUUGGAAAGGUGGCUGAAAUAGCCAAAUCCACUAAUUUGAAGUGGUGUCCACAUACUUUUGUGUAAAUAUAGUGUAUAUUCUCCAGACAUGCCCAGAGGGAAUUGUUUAUAUGCUGUCGUUUAAAAAAAAAAAAAAUUUGGAAGAAUGUUCCAAAAAUACAUUUAUCUACAUGUCUUUAUUAUUUUACAGAUAGAAAGAUGGAUAAAGUAUUUAUCCACAAUCUUCUCUGGCCAAGUCCGGUCGUGGGUAUCUUUAACAAAAAUAUUUAUUCGGACUUCGUCCAUUGUCCAGAAAAAUGUAUUUGUCUUGUGCAAAUAUGAGCAUAUUUAAUGAUAUCACCUUUAUUUGCGCAUAUAUAUAUAUAUUAUUAUUUUUUUACUCAGACGAAAAUGUAAUAAAACUAUUUUGUGUGCAUCUACAUUCAACUGGUAAAAGGUGAUUUGUGAUAUGAUUGAGAGAAAAAAAUCCCUAUUGGGAUGUGGUGCCUGGUCUGAAUUUAGAUGGACCUGUGAUUGGAGCAUUAGCCUGGGUUGUGUUGCCAGUUAAAGAAUGGCUUAGUGAAGGAAAGGUCUAAAAUGGCUCAGUCUUGGCAUGCAAACACCAAGGUUGCCUGUUGCUGAGCCAAGCCAGGAGCUCAAAGCCCCUGUGGCAAGAGAUGAGUCCGCUUGGUUCUCAUUUGGAAUUUAGGCACUUGGAUCUUUAGGUUCCCACUAUAUAAAGUAUCUGAGUGGAGAUGGUGCAGUGCAUGUGAUACCAUGUAAGAAGGGCACGCGUAUGAUGGACUAGACUCCUCUCUGUGAGAAAAAUAUAUAUACUUUGCUGUAGGUUUUAUUCCCUAUUGUGAUGUUACUGUUUUUAAGGGCAUGCAGUAAACUGGCUUUAAAGUGGGCAGAGAUGUGGCACUGGGGUUACCUGAUGAGUAUACCCUCUUUUAGGCCAAGGGAACAGAGUUGGCUUGUCCUUCAGUUUGGCUGAUUUUCUUCUUUGCAAUUAUGUUUCGCAGGUUGAUAGUUACCUUGACUACUCGAACUACCCCAGCAUUUAAAAAGGUGAGCAAUUUGAAUGUUACCAACAAGGUUAUCAAGCUAUUUUUUAGCAAUGGAAUUGACCAAACAAGAUUUCUUUAAAAUAAACCUGUAUUUAACUAGGCAAGCCAGUUAAGAACAAAUUCUUAUUUACAAUGAUGGCCAAACCCGGAUGACACUGGGCUAAUUGUGCGCCGCCCUAUGGGACUCCCAAUCAUGGCCGGUUGUGAUAUAGUCUGGAAUGGAACCAGGGUGUCUAGUGAUGCCUCUAGCACUGAGCUGCAGUGCCUUAGAUGUGCUGCGCCAUUCAGGAGCCCCUGUUGGAUCGUUGCAAUUGUAUGUAAACGAAUCAACUUAACCAGCUCAGAAUCAGCGCUUGAUGUUAUGAAAACAUCCACUACAAUUUCAAUCUGUUAUACUUUAACAUCUACAGCAUCGGUGUCCCCCCGUUGGGAAAUUUCCUUGUUACUUACAACGUCAUGCUCAAGACAGACAUGUCUUAUAUGGACAGAGAGCUUCAAUUCUUGUUAAUCUAACUGAACUGUCCAAAUUACAGUGAAAAAAGGCCAUGCUAUUGUUUGAGGAGAGUGCACAACAAAACUUAUCACAGCAACUGAUUUGAUACAUUCACCUCUGAAGGUAAAUAAUGUACUUACAUUCAGUAAUCUUCCUCUAAUUUGUCAUCCUGAGGGUCCCAAAGAGAAAAUAGCAUAGUUUUGUUUGCUCAAAACAAUUUUUAUAUUAAAAUGUAGGAACUGGGUUCUACAGUUUGAACCCUAAAGUGUUUCCAUUCAAAUGGUAUCAAGAAUAUGCAUAUCCUUGCUUCAGGUCCUGAGCUACCCAAAUCUUAACUGCCUGUAUGUCAUCUUAGGCUAAAAUUGGGGGAAAAGGGUCCGACCCUUUUAACAUUGUCAUUAAGCUUGUUUGUAGCACAACAUAAUCAUUGUCUGCAUUUUGAGGCCAUUACUACAAAGCAUUUGAUCCGUGAUGAUGAGUGACCAAAUCUGGCAAUAUUUCUCUGUCACUGCAGAACUGAUUUACCAUAACUGACAGUGAAGUACUUUACUCAUUUCACUGAUGUAUGAGAAAUGAUAGCGUGGACAAUAAUUGUGUUCCAGAAUGUUCCAAGUAGUAGAUCUGUCCCGCAGGAAAUUGCAGAAGUGCAGUCAAGUCCUUUGGCUCAGAAACACCACCAGAUAUUUUUUGUUUUUAAAAUGUAGGACUGUAUGAUCUGUAAGAGUAAGUAUAAAAAAUAAAAGUUUAUUUUAAAUUGA
Molecule: messenger RNA, 7752 nt
Organism: Oncorhynchus nerka (sockeye salmon)
Lineage: Eukaryota; Metazoa; Chordata; Actinopteri; Salmoniformes; Salmonidae
Product: AN1-type zinc finger protein 5-like
Exons: 6
Coding region: 175-822 (215 amino acids)
Molecular function (GO): DNA binding; zinc ion binding
Source: RefSeq, a predicted model, not a curated record